Molecule: messenger RNA, 1440 nt
Organism: Alternaria burnsii
Lineage: Eukaryota; Fungi; Ascomycota; Dothideomycetes; Pleosporales; Pleosporaceae
Exons: 2
Coding region: 1-1440 (479 amino acids)
Source: RefSeq, a predicted model, not a curated record
AUGGUUCGCUAUCUUGUCCCUAAGAAAGGUGUUCCUGUGCUGGCGAGCGCCAGAGUGGAUGGUGCUGCACAAUCAUGCUGUGUUUUAGUUGCAAAGUACUGCGAUGCACCAUUGCAGAUCAGCUUCUAUCUCCAAUACACUAAUUUCAUUCAUGGCUUUGAUGAUCCGCAGACCUUCACCUUGAUUUAUGAUGCUGAUGACCUGAUACACGACGCAACAACGCUGAAGACUGCGACCACGCCUCUCGCGCAGCACCAGCUGGCCUCGAUUGCGCGCGCCGGAAACCCACAAAUCAGAGUCUUAACUCUCACACUCGCGAAGCCCUGCCGAAUCCGGUGUCCUCCUUCGGCUAGUACUGGUAUCUUGGCGGCGAAGAGUGGCUUCGAAGCUCCUUUCCACCAGCUGGUCAAGCUCGCCGAAGCGACAGAGAUACAUAUCCUGCUCGACUACAAUUGGGUACAUGCAGACAACCGUGAACCGCUCGAGCGAUUUUUCACGCAACCAAACUUGUUCACCGGCUUUCCAGACGGCAAUGACAGAUUCAGAUAUGUAGAUUGGACGGAUUUCAAUACCAUUGAAGAACAAGAUGCGCCUCCGCCUUCGUACGCAAAGGCCGUGGACGCUGAUGCAUCGCGAAAGCGGUCCAGGCAUGCCGCCACACGCUCCUUGUCUACGUCUCCGGCUUCGAAACGUCACCAGUACGACCCCGGCUCGCCGACCGAAAUCGCAACUGCGACGCCCAGCCCUCGUCCCUCUCACAUAUCCGUUGACUCACCAAAGGAAAAGACAGCUGUGUCAUCCAGCUACCCACAAAUAUCCCUGGAGGUUACUGCCGCGCUUGCAUUGCAGGACGCAAUAAGUAGGGCGGUCGAGGCUCAGCUUCCUGCACUCGUCGAGGGCAUGCUACCUGGCAUCCUUAAGAACAUCCUACCAGAUGUCCUUCACAACUGUAUCGCCCCUCGAAGAUCCCCAUCGCUUUCGCCUCCGCCAAUAACAACCCCAUCUUCCCAUCCUGCCCCUACCUCACUUGGCAACCUCAUCACCGACCGUUUGACGGAGCUAGCCAAGCAACACCUCGCGACUAUUUUCGAUGAGGCAAACGACCAGGCCUACAGCCUCCGGAAUCAAGCUGACGGUGACUUUGAAGACGUCAUUGCCGACCACAAAAUCAACGUCGAUACUAUCAAGGAGGAUUGCAUCCGCGAAUUGGGCGAAGUGGUCGACGACAAACUAUACAAGUUCAAGGAGCAGACGGACGACAUCGUCGCAACUGCCGUGGAUGAGAUGGAGAGCAAAAGCAGUGAGCUGGGUGAGAGGAUGUACGAUGGGCUGGAAACCUUUCUCAACGUCGCUUCCACUACCCUCAAACAGGUUAGGAAAGGUCAAUAUUCCGGAACACGGCGUGUCGAACAGUUGAAGCCAGAUACAACCACCAUAUAG